This is a messenger RNA of Cuscuta epithymum, 2547 nucleotides long. The record is from the annotation of a GenBank genome assembly. Lineage: Eukaryota; Viridiplantae; Streptophyta; Magnoliopsida; Solanales; Convolvulaceae.
UUUUAAUUUUAAAGUCACACAUUAAUUCUACUUUGCACUAAAUUAGUUUGAAGUAUUAAUUAAAAUAGUUUUAAUUAGUUGCAUUAGUUUUGUAUCCAUUAUUAUAUUUGUUGUCAAUUAAUAUUUGUUACAUUUGUAAGAUGGAAGGUGGUAGAUAUUCGGUUGAUUUGGGUAACCUCCAACGCAAUCGAAGGAACGAGAUUGGGAGGAAGAAAUCCCGCAAAGGUAAAGAACUUGCCGGUUCUUCAUCUCAAAGCCGAGAUGAUUUUGAAACGGGUUACCAAAGGCGAGAUGGAGAUGCGAUGUCCGAAGAACAACUCCAACAAGAAUUGGCCCGACAUAAUAACCGCUUUCUACAACAACAACAAAUGCCGACGACCAUUGACGAAGAGGAGCUUGAGGAUGAAGAUGCGGAGGAAUUGGAACCGGAGACGGUCGAGGAGGAGGGUGCCGGCAGCCACGACGUCGACGAGCCUGCCUCAUCCCAAACCGCCACUGGUAAUAAAAAAGUAAGUCUGAACUAAUGAAAAAUAAUUUUGAUAAAUGGAAGGACCCACAAACCGGCUAUUGGCACGCAACUUGCAAGUGGUGCAACAACAAUUAUAGUUUGGGAACCUCCGACGGAUACGGAUCCGCCGCAAGGCAUCUUAAGGCAAAGCACCCCGUGGAGUAUGCAAAAUUAGGCGGCGGAACGGGGAAGCAAACUCAAAUAUCGAGGUUUGCGAAUUCUCAACCUUUUGGUAAUUUCUCCUACAAUGAUGCACAAAAUUUGACUGGGAUGACUAACUUAAUUUGUGAAGAAAAUUUGCCUUAUUUGUUUUCUGAAGUUUUGCUUUAAGAGAUUAUGCACAAGGUAGUUUAAAUCCUCAAUUUAGAAAUUAUAGUCGCAAAACUGUUAAGAAAGAAAUAAUAAGGCUUUAUAAUGCGGAAAAGGCAAGGUUACGAAUUUUUUUUGCAAACUUUGAUGGGCGUGUUACUAUUUGUUCUGACAUAUGGGAGGAUGAUUUUCAUCAUUUAUAUUAUUUGGGUCUAACUGCACAUUAUAUUGAUGAGGAUUGGAAUAUGGAUAAACGUUUCUUGCUUUUCGUGAAUUUAAUGAUCGUCACACCGCUGAACAUAUUUAUAUUUUGAUUGAGCGUAUUUUAAUUGAGUAUAAUUUGAUUGAUAAGGUGUUUGCUAUUGGUUUCGAUAAUGCUACUAAUAAUACUGCUGCUAUACCUAGAUUGCGUGAGUUGUGUGGUGCCAAUACUUUGAUGGGUAGAUUUUUUCAUCAACGGUGUGCAUGCCAUGUUAUAAAUUUAUGUGUGCAAGACGGUUUAAAAGCGUUAGGAGAUUCCAUGGAGGUAAUCAAGGGGGGGAUUAGACGUAUUUGGGGUAAUGGUCAACUUAGAUUAAAAUGACAAACUUAUUUGACUGAAAGAGGUGUGAGAUAUGUUGCUUUUCCUAAAGAUUUGAGUAUUCGUUGGAAUAGUACUUAUAAAUUACUUAAAGUUGUUCUUAGAUAUAAAGAACAUUUUCCUGCUUUUUUAAAAGAACAUGAUAACUAUAUUAUAAACGCAGCUGAGAUCGACACUUGCGAAAAAAUUUGUAAUGUUUUGAUAUUUUUUUUAAUGCUACUGAAACUUUUAGUCAUGUUUAUAAACCUACCGCAAACCAAUUUAUUCGUGAAGCUGUUAAUCUCGCCGGUGCUUUUAAAGAAUUUGAGAAUGCCGUUUUCGUUCAUUAUUUUUGUGAUUAUAUGAAGGAAAAGUUUUUAAAAUAUUAUGCGCAUAUUCCCCAUAUUUAUGGUAUUGCAUUUAUUCUCGAUCCUUGUUAUAGACUUGCUAAUUUGAAAGACUGUUUCAACUUCUAUUAUCUUGCGUUUUUUGGUGAAUUUCCAAUGUAUGACGAUAACCCCAUAGAUCUGAAAACGGAAUACAACGAGGUUAGUACUUUAUUUUAUGCCUUAUUAAAUGAGUUUCGUGCACAAUAUAGCAACGCUCCCCCUCCCCCGUCACGAACAUCUUCAUCUAAAGGAAAAUCGAUUUUUAAAUCUGCAUUUGGCAAUCUUAUGAAAAAAACAAAAACAACUCACGUCACUGAACAAAGUGCAUUGAAUGAGAUUACUUUGUAUUUAACAUAUGAAGUUGAUUUUGAAGAAAAUGAUGACUUUGACGUUCUAGACUGGUGGAAGUCAAAAGAAAGAACGUUCCCGAUUUUAGCACGGAUGGCUAAGCAAGUACUAUCAAUGUCGAUUUCAACAGUUGCUGUGGAACAAGAAUUUAGUUCGGCCGGCAACGUCCUAACGGCAUCUAGAUCGAGAUUGAGCGCGGAGUCUCUUGAGACGCUUAUAUGCUAGCACGAUUGGUUGAAGGCCGCACGAAGAACUCAAGAAAUGAGCAUCACCCCCUCCCAAGAUUUUAUGGAUGACUCAACAACCGAUGGUGGCUCUACCUAUGCCGGAGAUUCCGAUUGAUUAGUAUUAUAGAAUUUAUUAUAAAAUAUAUUUUGUAGCACUUGUCAAAUUUAUUUAUACUUGUACUUCAUAUUUCAAAAUUGUAAACUUGU